CCACUCUCUCUUCUUCUCCUGCUGCCUGUUAACCCUAAAUAUCCGCUUCCCACCGCCCCCUCCCCUUCCUUCAACUCUGGCUUCACUGAAUUGACCAUUUUUUCUGGAUUCUUGAUCAGGAACAACGUCAUUAACUUAAAAAGUUUUGUGUUUUCCGGUGAUGUUUGGAUAAAUUCUGAGAAUUUUUACUGUCUUCUUUUGAUUGUUACUUGAUUACUUCAGUACUGCUGCCCCAGAACUUGCGAAUUAUUAUGGCUUCAUUUUAGGUUUUCUGAAUUCCUUUCUUUUGAUGUCUGCGAGUUAUGCUGCCCACUUUUCGAUUUUGUUUUCCCCUUCUUUCAGGCAAUUGUAUGUUUGUUUAUUACGCAAUCCUUAGCGUUAGUACUUGCUUUGGAUUUUGUAACCUUAUUUGUGAUGCUUGGUUAAUCAAACUCUAAUACUAGCAGCUAUUUUCGAACAGGGCCGGCGGGUGCCAAACGGACCCUUCAAAUAUUUUUUUGCUGUGCCUGGUUAUUUCUGUUUCAAUUAACUGCUGCAUGAUAUUGAGUUUUGCCUUGGUCUUUCCUGGUCCUAUGAUUGCUUCUGAUUGCAGUGGGCGUGUGUGCUCUUUCUGUUUGUUGCUUCUGACAUUUCAUUCGUUGUUGGGUGUGCUUGUGUUGAAUUUGAUGGAUUCGCUGGUUCUAGCUCAACUGCACCAGUAGUUACAUAAUACUACCCUCUGCUCAAAUUGUGAUGAUUAUUUAGCUGAUGUAUUUCAUGAAUGGAAUUGUACCUGUCAGGUGGAUCCCCUGACCGGGAAUCAGUGGAAUCUUGGACCAAAAAAUCCAGUAUUUCAUCUAGUGGUAAGGCUCAGGAUCGCAAAGAAUUCCUGCGUAGAUUCCUAGAUAGCAAACUUUUUAUCACAAACCUGAAGAGUUGGCUUGACGAGAUCGCUGAACGAGGAUCAGCACCCUUCGAUAUCCCUUUUGAGUUGAUAGAUCUUCAAAAGUUUGAUUAUGCAUUAGAGGGGGUUCCCUUUCAGCAGCUCAUUCGGAUGCCCAGUGCCAUAUAUGCUUCUACAUCUGCUGCUGCGGAAGCAUCAGCUUAUCUUGCUCUUGAAGAUUUUCUCCAUGCAAGUGUCAAGUGCUUGUGGGAGGCAUUUUGGAGUCAGGAUGAGCCUCUGCCUUUCUAUGUUUCCUCUCUGUGCAAUGCCAACUUGAGGUUUUACCAGGCUGAGAAGGCCAUAGCAAAAGGGAGAUUUAGGGACCUUUGUGCCACGGCUAUAAUGCUGAAGAAUCCAAGACAUCCCCUGGGGAAGUGGGAUGACGUUCUUGAAUUAGCACUUUUAAGGCCUGAUAUUGAAACCCUUGCUACACUUGACAUCAACUCCAGGCCUUCUAGCUUGGCGAUAGGCGAAGCUUUGUUUUUUGCUGUUCGUGUGUUGCUUGCAAGAAGCUUCAGCAGGUCGAAUAUCCCUCUGAGUUUGAACUCUGUUUUUGUUCUUCUAUUGGAUUCUCAGUAUGGUGGGGUCGUCAAAGUUGAAGCAGAUGUGAACAAACUAGAAGCUGAUGUGAACAAUGUCUAUGGAUGUGCUGCUGAGUGGAUUAAAAAUCAUUCACGUAUUUCAAUUUCCCCAGUUGACAGGAUCUGGAACAAGCUUGGCAAUGCAAAUUGGGGGGAUAUUGGUGCGCUACAGUUGCUUUUUGCUACAUUCCAUUCAAUUGUGCAGUAUGCUGGCAUGCCUAAGAACUCAGUUGAAGACUUGGCUGCUGAGCAUAGUUCUCGGCUUCAAGCCAGGAGAAUAGAAAGGCAGUUGGGUGAUAGCAGUGUGAAUGGAAAUGGUUUAUUCAGGUACCAGCAGCGUAAUGCAUCACCAGAAAUUGUUGAAGUGCAGGACGAAUCCAUCAGGUUGAGUUCUGAAAGGUCUAUGAAACUAGAAGUAGGAUCUGUCCUCUGGCUGGAGGAGUCUGACUCUCGUCAAGGUUAUGAGAUCAAUGAAGUUCUGAGUGAUGGUGAGAUCCUAUACUAUAUUGCAUCAUCAAUCAAGGAUUCAGGAACUGCUCUGUUUUUAUAUAUUGGUUCUCCUCCAUCUCAAUUAGAACCAGCAUGGGAAGAUAUGAAGUUGUGGUUUCAAGUUCAGAGGCAAACUAAGAUAUUGGGUGUUAUGAAACAAAAGGGGUUGUCUAGCAAGUAUCUGCCACAAUUGAGUGUAUCUGGCAGAGUAAUUCACCCUGGUCAGUGUCGGAGACCAAGCUCAGGCGGGAACUGUGACCACCCUUGGUGUGGUACUCCAAUAUUAGUAACUAGCCCUGUUGGGAGGACUGUGGCUGAUAUGGUGAGAGUUGGUGAAUUCCGUGCAGAGGAGGCUAUCAGGUGCUGCCAUGAUUGUUUAUCUGCCCUUCAUACUGCUGCAUCAGCUGGAAUGCGGCACGGAGAUAUUCGACCUGAGAAUGUUAUUUGUGUGACAUCUGGAAGGGGGCAGCCUUAUUUUGUCCUUAUUGGUUGGGGACAUGCUAUCUUAGAGGAGAGAGAUCGUCCAGCAAUGAAUCUUCAUUUCUCCUCUACAUAUGCCCUUCAAGAGGGAAAGUUGUGCUCGGCUUCUGAUGCAGAGAGCCUUGUAUAUAUGCUUUACUUUGCCUCGGGUGCAGACUUGCCUGAUCUUGAUUCUGUGGAGGGGACACUGCAAUGGAGAGAAACCUCUUGGUCAAAGAGGCUGAUACAACAGAAGCUUGGAGAUAUGUCUGCUGUCUUGAAAGCAUUUGCAGAUUAUGUUGAUAGUUUAUGCGGAACACCAUAUCCUAUGGAUUAUGACAUCUGGCUAAGAAGGUUGAGGAGACAUAUUCAUGAAGAAGAUCAUGGGAAGGAAAUUGACAGGGGUAGUUAGAUUCGUUUCUUUCUAUCUUAGGUGUCAGGAUUGGAAGAUCAUUAGUUUCUGACUCUGGGAUAGCUUUUCAGGAUUUUGGGCAGAUUUCCGUUCAAUUUGUGGAUUAUUUGCCAUGCUUAUGGAAAAAGGCCUCUAGGUUGCUAUAGUGGUUCAGAGUGCUAUCUUUGGAGAUCGUUACUGAACAACAAGGUCAUCCCAGCAGCUGGAUACUGUUGUUUCUUCUUGAUAGAUGGUUUGGGCUUCCCCCGGUCAUUUACACAUGCAGACGAACCCCAAGCUGAGGAUUUACGGUGAACGGUCAUGACAAAAUGAUUGGAAAGUGUGGUGCUUGUUCUUGCAGUUGAGCUGGUGUAACCAAAUAUCUAUAUGUUUCUUUUUCUUAUUUUUUUUCAUGUAGAUUUGGACACUGUAUUUUGUCUCAAGUUCUGUUAUAUAUUGUAAAGAUAGCCGCUGCAGAUUGUUUUCAGAUAUACGAGUGUUUGUUCGAGGAUAAUGAACUUGUCGAAUUUAGAGAAUCCUACAUCAUUGGCAAGUAAGA
Messenger RNA from Coffea eugenioides, 3401 nucleotides. RefSeq lists its product as uncharacterized. Lineage: Eukaryota; Viridiplantae; Streptophyta; Magnoliopsida; Gentianales; Rubiaceae. The transcript has a single exon. Bases 761 to 2863 code for a protein of 700 amino acids. The record is from RefSeq and is a predicted model, not a curated record.